Molecule: messenger RNA, 1604 nt
Organism: Quercus robur (English oak)
Lineage: Eukaryota; Viridiplantae; Streptophyta; Magnoliopsida; Fagales; Fagaceae
Product: NAC domain-containing protein 60-like
Exons: 4
Coding region: 248-1516 (422 amino acids)
Biological process (GO): regulation of DNA-templated transcription
Molecular function (GO): DNA binding
Source: RefSeq, a predicted model, not a curated record
AUUCGAGAGAUCGAGAACUCGAAGAAGCAAAGCAACCAAAAGAAAUAAAGAAAGAAAGAAAGAAAGAAAGAGAAACGAAUAAAAAGCCAAGGAGGAUACACGAAGUGGGGUUUCGAAUUUCCCAUUCUUUUCAGUUUCCGCUGGUUCCAUUAAAUUCCAUUUCCCUCUCAUUUCAUAAUCCCCAUUUGCCAAACACACACACAAAGAUACAUAGACGUAGAGAAAGAUAAAGAUAACAGAGAUCGAUAUGGAAGGAACUUCGAGUUCUCGAGAGGCACAGAUGAUUGGUGGGGUAUCGAGGGAAGUACAGGUCUCGAUAGCUGCGACGACGAUGUUUCCUGGGUUCAGGUUUGCUCCGACGGACGAGGAAUUGAUUUCGUAUUACCUGAAGAGGAAGUUGGAGGGUUAUGAGCAGAGCGUGGAAGUGAUUUCAGAGGUUGAGAUGUGUAGACACGAGCCUUGGGACUUACCAGCCAAAUCAAUCAUUCAAUCAGAUAAUGAGUGGUUCUUCUUUUCUCCUCGUGGAAGAAAGUAUCCAAAUGGCUCACAAAGUAAGAGGGCAACUGAAAUGGGUUACUGGAAAGCUACUGGAAAAGAACGAAAUGUAAAAUCAGGUACCAACGUGAUAGGUACGAAGAGGACUCUAGUGUUCCACAUAGGUCGUGCUCCAAAAGGGGAAAGGACGGAAUGGAUUAUGCAUGAAUAUUGCAUGACCGGGAUUUCUCAGGAUUCUUUGGUUAUUUGUCGCCUCCGGAAGAACAGUGAGUUCCGUCUAAAUGAUUCUUCAAACCGAGCUUCUCCAAGUCAAAGGAUAACUAUUCCUACUGGUAAUGGUGCAGUCUCUGAAGUUGGUAUUGACCAGACUGGAUUGUCAGAGGGGGACAGGGCAGCUGGUAGUUUUUCUGAUUCUUAUUCCAUUGACCAAAUUGAUUCAACAUCUGAGUCUGAACCGAGACUGUCAACUGAGGUUACUCUGACAGAAACUUCUAGCCAGCAGAAGGAAACUGACUUUGAAGAAGACUGGUUUGCUGAUAUACUGAAUGAUGACAUUAUUAAGCUUGAUGAAUCUUCCCUGUCACUGGUUACUGGUAAGUUUGAGGCUGAGAGAAAAGAUCAAGAACCAGUGCAAGCAACUUUUUCCCGGGUGAUUCCUUUACAAGGCACAGCAAAUCGGAGAAUCCAAUUAAGAUUACGAGAAACAAUGACCUCUGCUGCAGAGGUAUCGGAAUCAUUGGAAACUGGCAAUGACAACUACGUCGUAGUGAAAGAUAAUUGUCCAUUGGAAACUGGCAAUGACAACUACGUCGUAGUGAGAGAUAAUUGUCCAAACCAAGACAAGCAACCAGAAUGUCUGUUAGAUAUGCUUUCUCCUAAAACAACCAAUCAUUGGCGAGUAUCGAUAGUUUUUGUUAUUUUGGCUUUGCUAGCUUUGUUUGUGUCUUUGUGGGGAGGAUCCAAGCAAGUCAAAAGGAUAACAUAUACCGCUUUAUAUGAGCACUUUUGGCAGCGGAUGUAAAAUUCAGACUGGGUCUUUUUCAUAACUAAUGUUGAUUAUAAAUGAAGGUUUAAAUAGUCAAAACUCAAAAGAGCAUGGUGUUUUAAAA